AUGGCUGUGGUAACACCAUGGAAAUGGAUCUCGUCUUCGGCACGUGGCGUUUUCAUGGCUGGUGGGUUAAAGAUGCGUAUCCGUUGGGAAAUUAUUGAACUGGGGUCUUACUCGCGCUACAAGGAACAGGGCUUCGAAUUGAAAAGCACUGUGCAAACACGACAAGCGCGAUUCAGGAUGAGGAUUACGACUUCCAGAUUCAAGAUGUUCAAAAGGAUUGAUGUGCAAAGAUACAGCGUUUACACAUGGCAGACAUGGUCAUUGCAUGGUGAUAUCACAUCUUAUCACACACAUGCAUUCCAGUCUUGGGGGUGGACUUUCUUACAUCGAAGAAAGUGGACAUCGUCGGAUAUGACUCCCAUUCCGGGCUAUUGUUUACCGAAGUCCUUAUAUCUUUCGCUGGGAUAUCGCCAUAAAUUACCAAAGGCCAAGCCCAUGGAGAUUGGAAUUGUGAAGAUCUUCAACUUCUUGGAAUUCCUCACGAACCUCAAGGCAGCUAUUUUAUGA
Messenger RNA from Botrytis fragariae, 507 nucleotides. RefSeq lists its product as uncharacterized. The record is from RefSeq and is a predicted model, not a curated record. NCBI's taxonomy places the organism in Eukaryota, Fungi, Ascomycota, Leotiomycetes, Helotiales, Sclerotiniaceae. The transcript is spliced from 4 exons. Bases 1 to 507 code for a protein of 168 amino acids.